Petromyzon marinus (sea lamprey) is the source of this 10205-nucleotide messenger RNA. Its product is annotated as nuclear receptor corepressor 1-like. The record is from RefSeq and is a predicted model, not a curated record. Gene Ontology annotation, molecular function: transcription corepressor activity; nuclear thyroid hormone receptor binding. Lineage: Eukaryota; Metazoa; Chordata; Hyperoartia; Petromyzontiformes; Petromyzontidae. Gene Ontology annotation, cellular component: chromatin. Gene Ontology annotation, biological process: negative regulation of transcription by RNA polymerase II.
AGGCCCGCCCCCGGCGCGCAUGCGCAGUGACGCCCCCCGAGAGGCCUCUUCUGCAAGAUGGCGGCCGCGGCCCGGGGCCUCGUCUCGGCGAUUCCGUGAGGGGAGCGCGGUGCCACCACAGAGGAGGAGGAGCGGGUGGUGAGCUGCUUCGCCGUGCGCAUAGGGGGGGUGGGCUCUCGUGCAAACACCUUUGGCCACCUCGACUUGGUGGCUGAGCGUGCUAGCACCCGGCCCACUACCCCCACCCCCGGCACGGCCCCGGCACAAGGCGCUUUCCAAGCAGUCAUGUCGGGCUCGGCUUUUCCUCCGUCGCAAGCUGGCUUCGCCGCUGAGCCCGGACGCUACCCCACCGCCUCCCUCCAGUAUGGAUACCAAGCAACGCGGCAGCCACAGGAGUACAGCGCUGCUGAUUACCGGGUGCACGCUCAGGAUUUCGGCUCGCCACAACAGAGACGGCGGCCGUCCCUCCUCACCGAGUACCAACCGAGCGGAGAGAGCGGCAGGCCUCCCUACGCUGGCCAGGUCGGCACUGUGCAGGACACCGACAACCUCGACAUGAAGAGGCCUCGGCUGGAGCAGCCGCAAGGCCAGGAGGCGGCCAUGCAGCGCAGCACGCUGCUGCCCCCGACGCAGCCCGCGCUCGACGGAACGGCCACCAGCGUCGUCAGGAAGGAGGCGCUGUUCACCGGGAAGGUUGAGCCGGUCUCUCCGCCAGCAGCCCCGAUGGCACUCACGGAGGACGCGGACACUUCCCCGUCCAAGCUCUCCAAGGAGGAGCUGCUGCAGAGCAUGGACCGCGUGGACCGCGAGAUCGCCAAGGUGGAGCAGCAGAUCGCCAAGCUGCGCAAGAAGCAGCAACAGCUGGAGGAGGAGGCGGCAAAGUCUCCCGAGCCGGAGAAGCCCGUGUCUCCUCCGCCCAUGGAGUCGAAGCACCGCAGCAUCGUGCAGAUCAUCUACGACGAGAACCGCAAAAAGGCAGAAGCUGCUCACAAGAUCCUUGAGGGCCUGGGACCGAAGCUCGAGCUGCCCCUAUACAACCAACCGUCGGAUACCGUGGUCUACCAUGAAAACAUCAAAACAAAUCAGAUAAUGAGAAAGAAGCUCAUCCUGUACUUCAAGAGGAGGAACCACGCACGAAAGCAGAGGGAGCAGGAGCUGUGCAAGAGAUACGACGAGCUGAUGGAGGACUGGGAGAAGAAGGUGGAACGCAUCGAGAAUAACCCGCGGCGGCGCGCCAAGGAGGCGAAGACGCGCGAGUAUUACGAGAAGCAGUUCCCCGAGAUCCGCAAACAGCGCGAGCAGCAGGAGCGCUUCCAGAGGUCAGGGGCAGCGCAGCGGAGCCACACACACACGUUCACACGCUGUUACGUUACGGUCGGCCAGAGGGGUUCGGGUUUGCCUGCGACGGUAGCCCGGAGUGAGCACGAGAUGGCCGAGAUUAUAGACGGGCUGUCAGAGCAAGAGAACAACGAGAAGCAGAUGCGCCAGCUGGCGGUGAUCCCGCCCAUGCUGUACGACACGGAGCAGCGGCGCGUCAAGUUCAUCAACCGCAACGGCCUCAUUGAGGACCCCGUGAAGUUGUACCGCGACCGUCAGCUCCUCAACGUGUGGUCCGACCAUGAGAAGGAGCUCUUCAAAGAGAAGUUCAUUCAGCAUCCGAAGAAUUUUGCCCUCAUAGCCUCGUACCUGGAUAGAAAGAGCGUCUCGGACUGCGUACUUUUCUACUACCUGUCUAAGAAGAACAUCAACUACAAGAACCUUGUGCGGAGAAGCAACUGUCGGCGCAAGGGCAAGGGCACGAAUUCACAAGCUGACAGACAGUGGCGCUCCGGAAACUACUCCUCCGUGGACAAUGAUCGAGCAUCGCUGGCUCUGCGCUUGUGCCAUGGCUUUGCCUGUGCAGGUCGACUGUGCAGCAUGGCAGGAGCCAAGGCCUGUGACAACCAGACGAUAACGCGACCCGUGACGGAAGAGAAGGAUGAAAAAGAAAAGAAGGAAGAAAAGAAGGAAGACAGGGAACGGGAGAAGGAGAGGGAGAAGGAGGAGGAAAAGCCAGAGAAGGUGGAGGAGCGCGAGGAGCGCGAGGAGAGCCGAGAGAAGGAAGACGACUCGUCCAGGGAGAAGGAGAAGGAAAAGGGAGACUCCUCGGGCGAAGAAGGCGAUGAGAAGGGCCCGUCGGCCGGCAAGGGCCGAAGGACGGCGGGCGGCCUGUCGCGUCGGAAAGGGCGCAUCACGAGGUCCAUGGCCAACGAGGCUGCGGCGGCCGCAGCGGCGGCGGCGGCCGCCAACACAGCAGCAAGCACCACCCCCGAGGACCCCCCGCCCGCACCACAGCCGCCCCUGCCGGAGCCCGUGAUCGUCUCCACCUGUACCACUGCCGCUACUGCCACCGCCACCACCACUGACGUUGCUACUCCCGCCGGUGCCUCGCCCAUUGCCGCCAUCCCAACUACCAUAGCCACCGCCGUCACCGCCGCAGCCACCGGCACUGCUACCGCCACCAUCACCGCCACGACCACCCUUACCACCAUCAGCAUUGGCAUCACCCCCGCCACCGCCACCUCCUCCACCUCCACGCCACUGCCCGCAAUGGGAGCCAACGCAGAGCCUGUGGAGUCGUCACGCUGGACCGAGGAAGAGAUGGAAAUUGCUAGGAAAGGGUUGGUGGAGCACGGUAGGAACUGGCCAGCAAUUGCCCGAAUGGUUGGCUCCAAGUCGGAAUCUCAGUGCAAGAACUUUUACUUCAACUACAAGCGACGACACAACCUGGACGCUCUGCUGCAGCAGCACAAGGCCAAGGGGUCGCGGUGGAGGGCACGGGCCGAUCGCGAGCUGUCCCAGUGUGAGAGCGUUGCCUCCACCGUGUCCGCCCAGGACGACCAGGACGACGACGAUGACGAGUCCGGGGCGAGCGGCGACCAGAGCGAAGGCGGAGACAAUAACAGCUCGGACACGGAGAGCGCGCCGUCCCCCAUGGACACCACACGGCUCAAGGAGGAGGACGGCGUUUCCGGCGGCGCCGACUCCAAGCCGGCCAACGCCGGGGCCGUGCCGCUGUCUGCCGACAAGGAGGAUGCAGCGAAGGUGGAGGAGCCGGAGGAGCCAAUGGAGGUGGACUCCAAUGCCCCUGGGGCGCAGGUGAAAGCGGAGUGCAAGACGGAGGAGGAGGAAGAGGUGGAGCGUCCGGCGAAGGCGGUCGCCGCUGCAGACGUCCGGCGUCCCGUCGAGUUACUGCGCGCCAACGAGGAGGAGGGGGAGCUGGGGGAGCUGGUUCGCCGGCCGCUGGGCAGCGUCACGUCCAUCUCCAGCCACGAUUCGAGCGCCACCUGCAGUGCUGACGAGGGGGAGGAGACUGUGCCGGGCGCUGUGUCGCCCAAGCCGAGCCUCCUGUGCCCGCCACGCGCCAUGAUAAUGUCACCGCCCAUCAGGCCGCCCGCCAUGGACCUGCAGCAGCUGAAGCAGCGAGCGGCGGACAUCCCUCAUAUGAUGUACGCGGCCGGCCCGCCGAAGGCACAGGCGGACGCGCUCACCAUGUUCCAGCAGCAGAUCAAGGUGGUGGCGCAGGAGUCGGCGCUGGAGGACCCCGCCAGCGGCCACAGCCACGACGCAUCGGACGCCGGCGGCCUCAAACGCGAGUCGCAGGAUCCGGCGGGGGCCUCCCGGCGCGACUCCCUCGACGGGGAGCGGCACGGCAGCACCAGCCCCCGUUCGCUCAACCGCAGCUCCGCCGGCCUCGACAGAGACGGCCGCUCGGUGGCCUUCUUCUACCAGGACGCGAGUGGCGGAGCGGUGCCCUCGUCGUCUCCGUACCACGCGUUUGUCCGCGAGACGGGCAGGGCCGGCGAGCUCUACCUGCAGAGGCACCCCCUGCCAGGCUUGCAGCCGGCCCCGCACCUACUGGAUGUGACCCGGCAGCCCGUGCCACGGCCGGCGCGGCUUGGCGCCAUGCCGGGGCCCCCGCCACUCAUCCCGUCAGGGAAGCAGGCCGGCACCGCCGAGAAGCCCACGGUCAUCAUGGGCGGAGGAGGCUCCAUCACGCAGGGCAUCCCUGCGUACCCGUCGGGCGCGGUGCACGCGCGCGUCGCCUUCUCCACGGACCCGGGCAAGGUGGCUAUGGGCUCCAUCCUCAUGGGCACGCCGCGGCCCGCGGACGCCUCCAAACACGCGGCGGUGUCGGUCAUCAAGCAGGAGGAGCUGUCUCCACGCGGGCAGCCCGAGGGCCUGCACUCCCGCCAGAGCUCGGACCCCUCAAUCCUCAUAGCCGGGCCCUCGGCGGCGCCCAUGCAUGAGGGCGUCGUUUCCAAAGCGUCGGGGCCUCCGGCCAAGCUGUCGCUGGACUCCUCCGUGAACUACCGUGGCUCCAUCUCGCAGGGCAUCCCUGCGGAGGUGCUGUACAAAGGAACCAUCUCCAAGCUGGCUUCCAGCGAUGAGUCUGCCGGCUCUGACCGCGGGAAAUCGAGCCACCCAAUGUCCUACCCCUCUCUCCAGAAGAGCGCUGGCGAGGGCUCGCGGAGCCCCAGGGCCCCGCACGAGAUGGCGGGGAGCAAGCGCACAUACGACAUGAUGGAGGGCGACCUACAGAGGAUGCACCGCCUCGCCGAGUCCAACCCCUACGAAGGCCUGUACAGUCGAGCCCAGCACAGGGAGGGCGCCGGCGUCCCGGACAAUAAGGAGCGCGCAUCCGUCCUCGGGUCCAUCAUGCACGGCACGCCGCGGGCCCACGUGGAGCCGGAGGAGUUCCACCGGCGCGAGAGCAAGCAGAUCAAGCGCGAGGACAUGUCGCCCAAAGGGGGCGGCUACGAGGGUGUCCUCGGCAAGGGCAAGCCCUACGACGGGCCUCAUACCAUCAAGGAGACGGGCCGCUCCAUCCAUGAGCUCCCGCGAGCCGACGGCCGUAAGCCGGCCGAGACGGCGCAGCAACAGCAGCAGCGCCGCACCCCCGAGGUGAUCCACGCGCCGACGCGGGUCCUGCACGAGGGCUCCAUCGCACAGAUUGCUGGGGUUCAUGCUGGAUCAAAAAUCCAGCUUGCCACAGCUGUAAAUUAUGUGCUGGGCACGCCGGUGAAAUACGAGGGCAGCCUGAAGCACGACGUGAAGUCGCUGCUGGGCAGCCCGAGCCACCUGGCCCACGCCGGGCUGGCGCAGCACCUGCUCAUGGCGGACGGCGCUCGCGCCGCGGAGAGGGGGGGUGGCGUGGGGGGUGGCGACGCGUCCUCACGGCAGUCGGGCGACAGGGGGGCCGGCGGUGGCGGCAGCGGCGGUGGCCGCUACGAGGAGGGCAAGCCCGAGGACCUGUCGCGCCUGCGCUCCACGUCCGUAGUGAGCGCAGCGCCGGGUUCGUCGGUGCUGAGGGGCGGCCCCCAUGACGCCGGAAAGUCCCAGCUGAGCCCCGGCACGUACGAGGAGCAGCUGGCCACGAUGCGCCUGCCCGUCGGCUACCAGGGCUCCAUCGCUCGCUCGUCGCCCGCCCUCGUCCGCUCGUCUGAAGGGAGCAUCACGACGGGCAAGCCCGUGUCUCACGAGCGCAAAUCUACGCCCACGCCGCGCGACAACGCCGCGCCCAAGUCUCCGGGCGCGGUGCAGGAGCGUGCUGGCACGCACAGCCCCUACGACACAGCGAUGCGCGACAUAUACCGUGCGCACCUCCCGCUGGGCUUUGACCCCGCCAACGCCGUCUACCACCCGGCCUUCCUGCAAGCGGUUGGGCCUUACGCUCUUAACCCCGCAGCUCAGGGAUACUUGAUGGCGCGGCCUGGGACGGUGGGGGCCCGACAGCUGUCACCGGGCCCGGCCUACCCGGGUGCCUACCAGCUGUACCACCACCACCCGCACGUGUUCUCCGAGUCGGCGGCCGUCAUGGAGAACCGGCAGACACUGCUCAACGAUUACAUCACCUCGCAGCAAAUGCUGCGUCCCGAGGUGGGGGGCCGGGGGCUGUCCCCCCGCGACGUCCCCGUCACCGUCUCCGCCUACCCCCUCCACCCAAGCAUCAUCAACCUCGCCCAGAUGUCGCACCACCCCAUGCUGGUGCCGCAGUCCGGAGGCACCAGCACGCCGCCCAUGGACCGCAUCACCUACAUGCCCGGCACCUCGCCCGCGUUCAGCCGCCCCUACACCGCCUCGCCCCUCUCGCCCGGCGUGGACCCGACGGGGCUCUACGCCAAAGGGUCUCCAUCACCCGCGUCCCCGCGCCCCCGGGAGAACGUCAUCCAGAGGCCGAGCAUCGUGCAGGGCACGGGCAAGACGGUGAUCACGUCCACCGAGUCGCUCGUCCACUCACGGCCCGGGUCUCACGGGCUGGAGGUUUCGGCCAACGCCCAGGGAGGCGGGAUGCAGUCGCGCUCCAACUCGGAGCAUUACAAGGGCAAGGAGGGCAAGGCCGAGUCGUUCUCCGGGCGGAGGGAAGAGUACCCGUCGUCGCGCAGCAAGUCCCAGCACUCGGGUGCAGAACCCCAUGCGGCCGUCAAGUCUCACCACCCGUACCCCGACGGGCAGGCCGCUGCUGCCGCCGCCUUGUCGGCGCAACACGAAUCCUGGCGCCGGGUGGAGCUGGCAAACAGGCAGCAGGAGCACAGAGCUGAACACAGGACGGAACACAGGACGGAGCACAGGCCCGAACACAGGCCCGAAAUAGCGAGCUACCACACGUCGGUGCUGAGCACGGCGCAGUCGGUGCGCCCGCUGCCCUCGCUGUCGUACGCCUACAGCGAAGUGGGUGGCGGGAAAGAGCUGCGCACGGCUGCACACUACGCCGAGCAGCAGCAGCAGGCCGGCCAAAAGGACGUGCGCUCGCAGGCCGUGGCGCAGCAGCAGCAGUUCUCUGACGGUAGCGCUGGUAAACAGCGGGGUCAGGCCAUGCAGCCUAUGACUCAGUACCCCGACGUUAGCAACAGCAGCGGCAAGGAGCGACCACAGACUAAGCCCUUGUCGCGGCACGAGCAGGAGCUGCGAACCCAUGGUAAGACUACGAUGACGGCGGCAAGCUUCAUUGAUGCUGUAAUCACUCGGCAGAUUUCCACGCACGCUGUGCACGCCGCGCCUGGGGACGCCGCUCAGCAGCAACAGCAACAGCAGCAACAGCAGCAACAGCAGCAACAGCAGCAACAGCAGCAGCACCGCUACCAGAUGGGGGGCGCGGAUGGCAUUGAGAUCAUCAGCCCCCCGUCGACGCCGACGCCGCCACGGCACGAGAUGCCCAGGGCGCAGCGACAGCACAUGGACGCAGCGUUGGCAGAAGGAGGAGGAGGGCAGCCGUGGCUGCAAGAGGGCCGGCCCCACCACCCCGAGUCUGGGCGGAUGCAGCACCGAGUCAUUACCUUGGCCGACCACAUUCACGAAAUCAUAACGAAAGAUUAUCAAAGCGUCGGGGCGCCUCUUUCUCAAGCCACUUCGCAGCAAGCGCAAUACUUAUUCCCUGGGUCGGGCCGGCUCAGGCCUGGCAAGUCUCCAGAGAGGAGUGGGAUUUCCCCAGCCAACCCCGAGGUGCUCAUCGAGCCAAUCUCACCCCCGCAGCAGCAGCAGCUGGCGGGCUCAGAGCGCUCUGACGGCGCCCCCAGCCUGUCCCAUCGCGACGGGGACGACCACGGGUCGUCCGCCUUGAGGCAAGGCUCGCCGCACCUCGGCAUGAGCGUGCCAGCUUAUUUCCGCAACCUGGACGAGAACAGCUCGGCCAUCGUGAAGACCAAGAAGCAGGAGAUAUUCCGCAAGCACAGCUCGGCGGGCAGCAGCGGGGAGCCUGAGAUGGCAGUGCAGCCGGGCACGGAGAUUUUCCACAUGCCCGUGACCACGUCCUCAGGAGCAGUCAGCUCUAGGAGUCAUUCCUUUGCAGAUUCUGUGGGGCCCAUGGGCCUGGAGGCCAUCAUUAGGAAGGCCCUCAUUGGCAGCUUUGAGGAUCAGAGCGAGGAGGCCUCGGCCAUGUCGGCGGUGGCGGCGGCCGGAGUGGGGGUCAUGCCCGGCCUAGCGGGGGUGUCGCCUGCGCUAGAUGGACGAGGCCAGCAGGCCCUCGGCCCCUCCCCUUCCUCCUCCUCUGCACAAGCGAGCUCUCUCAAGGUGAAGCUGCCAAGCAGGCCCAGUGCCAGGAAGGCCAAAUCUCCAGGGCCGGCACAGUCAUACGCGGAGCGGCCCUCAUCGGUCUCCUCGGUACACUCGGAGGGCGAUAACAACCGCAAGACUCCGCUCACGCACCGCGCCUGGGAGGACAGACCCUCGUCCACGGGAUCCACGCCGUUCCCCUUUAACCCCCUGAUGAUGCGACUGCCGAGCAGCACGCCCCCCUCCGCCCUCACGCAGGCGCCGGCCGCCGUGAGUCAGGUGGCCUCGCCGGCGCCACCACCGCCGCCGCCUCCUCCUCCGCAGCGCACGUGGGAGCGGGAGCCGGCGCCGCUGCUCUCCGCUCAGUACGAGACGCUGUCGGACAGCGACGACUGAGCCCCCGCUCGCUCCUUCGCUCGCUCGCUCCUCCUCCGCCGCCGCCCCGUGGGGUCGCCCGGGGGUCACCCGCGCGGACGCCGAUCUGCACGACGACCGGAAAAUACGCGCUUCACACGAAACCACGUUCAUUUCCGAAAGCUGAAUGAAACCCCCGCCGCAUGUGCGAUGCUCGUGCCGGCGCACGGGGGGCUCGCCCGCCUCGCCCGCCUCGCCCGGCUCCUUUAAUGCCAAAGCAAAGCGCCGUCAAGACUCCGGCGAUGAACAGGGUGCGUUGCGGGCAAGCGUCUGCGCCGAAGCUCCCUCCGGGACAGUCACAGCGCAAGCCCCCUUCCCCCCCCCCCACCCCCUCUCUGCGGCGCUAGAGGGUGGCACCGAGCAGGCGUCUCGUCCUACCCGGAGACGCGGUCGCCGCCUGCUCGUCCAGACACAUCUUCAGAUUAUAUAUUGGGUCAAAAAAGUAUAAAGUACAGCUUAGUUUUGUAUUUGUAUAUACGUGUAUCUUUUAUCUUGUUUUCUUUUUCAUACGGUCUUUCAUGAAUUUAUUCAGAGCUGACUGCACACGUUAUUGUACCUAAUAGCAACUGUACAGGAAAAGCAAAGCGGCACCCGGUUUAGUUGGCGUCGAGCGUUUGUGUGAUGCCCGUUGGUAUGACGCGCUCCCCGGCCGGGUACUAUGUCUGCUGUGGAGAUGCGCUAACGCGUCAAUCGUUGUUUUUAGAGUUCUCUUUAAUGACCAACGCACCUCCAUCGCAAGACAUGUUCUUGUUCGGAACUCUUUGCCGCAGGUCCACCCUCAUUAAUUAGCCGACGUGAUCUCGUUAACAUUGGAAUGUAAAUUUAACACUGGACCCGAAGCCACCUGAUCACAAAGCCAAACUUUGGAGAAGAUGAAGAAGAGGAGGAGGAGGAACAGGCGCAUAGCAGCACUGCCUGUAUUUCUGUUUUUACUCCGUGACGUCGCUCAGCCCGGCCUAGACAACGUGAAGUGGAACCCAGGCGCAGACGCGAACCUCUCCCCAACGGCGUACCCUCUGUGUCUCGUUUUUAUUUUGCUGUAGUAAACGUGAUGGCGAAGAUGGCUUGAUCCACGUAGUGUUUCAUCUGACGUAAUAAAAGGUUAACAUUUUAUACGUACACCGCGAGACCGUGACUGGGACUGACGACGUGGGGCGGUUGCCGAGCCUCGUGGCUCACGCUUCUCUGCCGGUGUGUGACGGCCCCGCCAGUGUCACGGCCCCGUCGGUGUCGCGGCCCCGUCCGUGCCAUCUGGGCAACGAGCGAUAAAACGCAAAGCUUUGCCAGGGACACGUUGGGCAGUGGGGUACACGAGCACAAUACCAGCUACAACACCCGUCUGUUAAGGGAAGCCUCCACUUAAGAUAUUCUUAGGCUAUAUUCUUAUAUCUGUAAAACUUUCAAUUUACGGAUACUUCACAUGUAGCAGCAAUAUUUAGGACAUUCCUGCCAUUGGCCACGCAGUGCCACGGAAACAUGGGGGGACGCACAGACACCGCGUGGGUGGGCCGUGAUCUCGGUUCCCACGUGCAAUAUUUUUUUUACCCCAGAUGUUUCCAACAGGUGGCAGGCGUAUCACGCGAUCAAGCGGGGGGACGCCCUUGCAGGACCGCACAUCAGCAGAGCGGCGAGCCGUUGACGUGCGUUCACGGAGACGCCGUGUGAUGGCAGCAGUGUAACGUUUACAAGCGUGCGGAACGGAUGCGAUCGCCAUGGUGUUGAGCGAUGAUGAACGUGACGAUAAAAAUGAUGAUAAAAUU